Molecule: messenger RNA, 1326 nt
Organism: Chaetomium fimeti
Lineage: Eukaryota; Fungi; Ascomycota; Sordariomycetes; Sordariales; Chaetomiaceae
Exons: 5
Coding region: 1-1326 (441 amino acids)
Source: RefSeq, a predicted model, not a curated record
AUGGCAGGCCAAUUUCUGCCCCUGCCAACGUCCCCGGCGGCAUCGGGGCUCCAAAUCUUUGCACUCUUUAUCAAUUUCUUCUUCCCUGCCUUGGCACUCCUUGUGGUCUCUGCCCGGGUAGCAGGCCGGGUGGUGGCAAGCCGGCUGGCCGUGGAGGACUGGCUUGUUUGCAUAGCCAUGCUUCUGUCUAUAACUGAGACGGUUCUCAGCUUCUUCUUCAUCAAGACCAACUUCGUCGGCAUACCUCCGGAGAGGGUGCCACCCCAUGAUCCAACCCAAGGCUUGGUAUGGUCGUACGCUGUUCAAAUCCUGUACAACCCUAUCCUUGCGUUGGUCAAGUCUUCCGUUUUGAUCUUCCUCUCUCGUUUAUUCGGCCAGAAAGACUGGGUGCGGCGGUUCCUUCUCUGGCUCAACGUUGCCAAUAUUUCCCAGAUGGUUGGCGUCUUCUUUGCCAUCAUUUUACAAUGCACACCCGUCUCGUUCAACUGGGACCCAACCGUUCAAGGUGGUUACUGCGUCGACCGCCGAGUGUUAUACAUCUCGACCGCCGCCUUCAACAUCUUGACAGACAUUCUAAUCCUCGGACUACCGCUGUGGAUUUUCUCGUCACUGCGGAUUCCCAAACGCACCAAAAUCGCGCUCCAUAUCGUCUUUCUCCUGGGAUUUCUCGUGACAAUUACGUCCAUCAUCCGCCUAGUCCUCCUCGUCCAGGGCCUCUUCAGCGUCUCCAUCUUCCCCAACGCAGCCUCCCACAACGUGGGCUUCGUAACGUCGGCCGUAGAGACCAAUCUUGCCAUUAUCACCGCCUCGGCCCCCGCCCUCCGCCCCAUCUUUCGCUCGCGCGACCGCGGCGGCUGGUUCGCACGCAGCGUCAUGGCCACAACCCGCGGUGCGGCCCUUGACAACUACAACAACAAAACCCCAACCACAGCCACCAACUCCUACCCCGACCUCGAAAUGGGCCAAAAGUCCAUCGGCUGGGACCGCGAAACCUCCCCCAUCAUAACCAACAACAACAGCGCAACGGCGCGCAAAUUCGGCCGGGGCGGGUCGCGCGGCGGACGCAAGGGCAGCAGCAGCCGGAAGACCAAGACCAGCAAAACCAAGCCCCGGCCGACCAUCAUCCGGAUCCGGACGGACCACGACGGGCUCGCAUCCCUGCGCAGCGCCUCGCCGCGGUCGAGCGAAGAGCAGGCCAUGACCAGCAACGGCCUCGUGCGCGUCAGCGACAUCCAGCGCGAGAUCGACGGCAUCGGAACUGGGGCGGCCGUCGUCGAUGAAACGCAUGGCCGGUGUAUCCGCCCGGAGCAAGGCCGGCGAUCAUGA